AGUGAAUGUAGAUCAAAGUAGUGCUGAAAAAUUGAACAUUACUACCUCACAAUGUCCUGUCCUGCUGCAAAAGAGUCUUCUAGAAAUGUUUCCGCAUAGUGCGAUAAACAAGUGCACUGCCUUUACAGUAGCUACUUUGCAUAAAAAUAUACCACAUGAUGAUAUAUGCGAAUUAGAUUCGGAAAAGAUAGCAAUGAUGUUUGUAUAUGCAGCACAAGAACUAUGCACGAGACUAAUUUUAUCAGGAUAUUGGGCUGAUUUUAUAAAUCCUUUCAGUGGAAGGUCAUUCAAUGGCCCGGUAUCUAAUAAUAAUAAGGUUUAUGAUCCAGAAGAACAAUUUCUUUGUCUUGGUUUCAGUAUAGAUAGUAAAGAUAAACUCUGUACUAUCAUCAAAGGAGAACAUGAGGGUCAAAAGUUCUUUAAAGGCAAUAUAUUCUCGGAUGCCCCUUCACAUCUUGAAAACAUUUUGGACAUAGUAAAAAGUUAUGAACUAGAAAAUUUCAAAUGA
Molecule: messenger RNA, 508 nt
Organism: Ctenocephalides felis (cat flea)
Lineage: Eukaryota; Metazoa; Arthropoda; Insecta; Siphonaptera; Pulicidae
Product: methylmalonic aciduria and homocystinuria type D homolog, mitochondrial-like
Exons: 4
Coding region: 86-508 (140 amino acids)
Biological process (GO): cobalamin metabolic process
Cellular component (GO): mitochondrion
Source: RefSeq, a predicted model, not a curated record